This is a messenger RNA of Phacochoerus africanus (Common warthog), 1418 nucleotides long. Its product is annotated as paired immunoglobulin-like type 2 receptor alpha. NCBI's taxonomy places the organism in Eukaryota, Metazoa, Chordata, Mammalia, Artiodactyla, Suidae. The transcript has 6 exons. Bases 155 to 952 code for a protein of 265 amino acids. The record is from RefSeq and is a predicted model, not a curated record. Gene Ontology annotation, molecular function: MHC class I protein binding.
GUUUGGGGAAGGCUGCCACCUCCCUCGGUCCUCUGAAGGAGCCUGGUCCUCCCUCUCCUGGGGCCCACACUCUCCCCAGCAGCCACCCCAGAGGCCUCUCCUCCGGCCUCGCGGGCUCUGCUUGUCUUCUCAUCCCCGGGAGGAGAGUGAGGCCAUGGGGCUGCCCCUGCUGCUGCCCCUGCUGCUGCCCCUGCUGCUGCUGCCACCGGCAUCUCUGCAGGGUGAUCACUGGGCACAACCAUACUUUCAGUUUGAGAUGAACCAGCCAACACAACUCUCAGCCCCUGAGGGUGGCUCCAUCCACAUCCCCUUCUCCUUCAACUACUCCCUGGACUCAGGCAAGGUUUCCAAUGUGAAUAUAUCCUGGAGAUGGAAACACUUCCAUGGGGAUUUCAUCUACAAAACGACCCCCCGACUCAUCCAUAAGAACUUCGAGAACCGGCUCCUCCUGAACUGGGAAGAGGGUAUGAAGAACGGCUCCCUCCAGAUCUCGAACCUGCGGAGGGAGGACAAGGGUUUGUACUUCUGCCGGGUGGAGAUGAUCACAGAGAAAUACGGUGCAUGGCAGUGGCAGUCCAUCCAGGGGACCGAGCUCACGAUCACACACGCUGCCAAGACGGCCACCCCAGGCCCCACCACUUCUGCCAGCACCACGGCCACCACUGCAGCUGACCUCUGGGACCUGGAGGGGAAAAGGAGUUCAGGGUGUUGGCUCCUGAAUAAGGAAGCAGUGGUCAGGUUGGCCCUGCCCAGCGCUGUGCUCAAGAUCGCGAUUUUGGGACUGAUGGUCUUCCUCAGGUGGAAGAGAAGCAAAGGUCUGCAGACUAAAGCCAGAACCCCCGCCAGAGGAUCCUUCCAGAACCUGGAGGAGAAAUACCAGAACAUUGGGAACAAAGAGCAACAGACAGACCCCGAGGAGUGUCAUAAGAGAAGCAGCUCAGACCUGGCCUGAAAUGUUACAGGGAAGUCUGGAGAAGGUGGGGUGGAAGGAACAGAGGGACUGUGGUGUGGGCAGGGCACUCGGCAUAGGAUCCCUGCUCUGAGAGGGGACAGCCCCCACCCCCUGUCUAACCCCCUUCCCUCUCCAUUCUCACCCAGGAUGAUGGCAUCCUCUAUGCCUCCCUCACCCUCCACAACGUGCCCUCACCGGCCGCACCUCCGUGCCCUCCCGCCCACGGGGGCCCCCAGCAAGAGACCCUGUACUCUGCCCUGAAGACCUAAGGACUGGGACGAGUGAUGACCUCCUUAGGGUCAGCCGUGCACGGGGAUCUCACUUCCCCAUAAUCACAGCCACACACAGACCGCUCAGAAGCCAGCAGGUGCCGAAGGCCACCGAGGACCUGAGCACCUACCUGCUCCAAUUCCUCUUCGACUUCCCAGCCCUUGACCACACAAAUAAAAGUACCUGUAUGAUUUGA